Closterium sp. NIES-67 is the source of this 1109-nucleotide messenger RNA. Lineage: Eukaryota; Viridiplantae; Streptophyta; Zygnematophyceae; Desmidiales; Closteriaceae. The record is from the annotation of a GenBank genome assembly.
CUCACGUUUUUCUCUUCCCCACUUCCAGCAAUUCCUGAUUCUAGAUCUGGUGAUUAGGCAGCAACAUGACAGCAGCUACGACUGCCUUUUCUUAUCGCAGCUGUACGACAGACUACUCCAGGUCGGCAUUAAGAGUGGCUUGAUGACAUUUUCGUGUAGUCGUAUCUUACUAGUUUCUCUAUGUUUCUUCUCUCGUUUUUUCCUCAAGCUAGUAGAGGAAACGUAAAUGGUCUCUUUCAGCUCAGGUACUCGGUACGGAUUCUCAUCUGUCGUUUCCCCUCUCCUUUGCCCGCCUUUUCACCCUCCUAGUCCGUCGUAACCACUUCUUUGCCCGUCGUCUCCCCCCUCCUUGCAUGUCGUUUUACCUCUCUCUCUCUCUCUCUCUCUCUCUCUCUCUCUCUCUCUCUCUCUCUCUCUCUCUCUCUCUCUCUCUAUCUCUCUCUCUCUCUCUCUCUCUCUCUCUCUCUCUCUCUCUCUCUCUCUCCCUCUCUCUCUCUCUCUCUCUCUCUCUCUCUCUCUCUCUCUCUCUCUCUCUCUCUCUCUCUCUCUCUCUCUCUCUCUCUCUCUCCCUCUCUGCCUCUCUCUACCUCUCUGCCUCUCUCUACCUCUCUUUCAACUUCUCUCUCGUCCUCUCUUUCCUUUCACCAUCACAUUUUGUGUUAACUUCCCAUGCCCAUUCGUUCUCGCCCUAGCUGCUUGUUGUUCACUCAUUUCAUACGCAAUGCCUAAUAUAAUAUCCACUUUAAUUUUGUGCAGGUUUUCUUGUAAACGCGUUUAUGAGUUCCCUACGGCGUUUUGUUGUAAUUCGUUGGGAUGUUCGAUUAUCUCAUUUUCAGCUUUAUAUUCUUAUAAUUGCUGGCGUCCUGUGUUUGGUCUGAUGUGUCUUGCUGCUGUUAUUUGCUCUCAUUCUCGAUCCACAGCAAUGUAUGUCUGUAUUUCGAAAAAAGAAAGCAUGCUUAUCAAAUCACAAACGGUUCACAGGCGAGCUCCUUGAGUUUCUGUCUCGAACUGGAUUUGAUAGGUUUUGGUUCUUUUUUUGGACAUUACAGAUUGCGUUGCUCCAUCAUUCAGACACUAGGCUUGCUGACUUCCCCCCCAUGCUAGCGCUG